Penicillium nucicola is the source of this 3531-nucleotide messenger RNA. Its product is annotated as ankyrin repeat domain-containing protein. Bases 1 to 3531 code for a protein of 1176 amino acids. Gene Ontology annotation, molecular function: protein binding. The record is from RefSeq and is a predicted model, not a curated record. Lineage: Eukaryota; Fungi; Ascomycota; Eurotiomycetes; Eurotiales; Aspergillaceae. The transcript has a single exon.
AUGGCCAUUUCCCACGUUUGGUCAGAUGGCACUGGAACUGGGGCUUGGGAGGAUGGAUCGGUCAACACGUGCCUCUACGACUUUUUUGUGGACAUUGCGCACCAGCUUCAAUGCGACGGUAUCUGGUGGGAUACACUUUGUAUUCCUAGUGGAAAGGCUGCCCGCAAUAAAGCUACUAAGAACAUCCAAACCGCCUAUGAAAACGCUCGAAUCACCUUAGUCCACGAUUUGUUUCUACGCAACUGGAAAUGGAACCCGGAAACGGCAUGCUUUGCGAUCCUAAUGUCUCCUUGGUUCAGUCGAGGUUGGACUGCUCUUGAACUGAUGAAGUCUCGGAGGGUGAUGGUUAUCUUCAAGGGGAAGAAGGGGCCAGUUAUUAAAGAUCUUGAUGUGGAGAUUCUGGCACAAGAUAAUGAGCCCGAUGGCCCACGUAAAGAGGCUUCCAUGAUAAUUAGGAAGCUCCGGCGCAGGGUUGAUACUUUGGACGAUCUCCUCCGUGUGCUGAAGCCGCGUCAUACAUCGUGGACUUAUGACAUGUCCAACAUCGCUGCUCUGCUGAUUGAUACUGAGCCAAAGGAAAAUCCGCAGGAAACCUUCAAGAGUAUUCUGAAAGAAAUUGGAAAGACUUCACCUGGCCAUCUUUUUCACAAGGCUAUCACAUUCAAUGACAGCUUUACCUGGUGCCCUGUUGAUUUCUUGAAGGAUAUGCGUUUAAGCGACUCUGAAAGUUCACUUGAAAUCCUCAAUAACGGCGAUGUUAGAGGACGAUGGCUUAUUGUCCCUUUCCCAGAAAGAUUCGAACAAACAUUCAUGCUGGAUCAACUACACGAAAUGGCUAGAGUCAAAACUCGAAAUGCUCUAAGAUCUCCGCAACAGUGUCGACUGUUAGCUGACUGCAAUGCAGCGUCAGUAAACGAAGUGUUGCUAGUAAGAGAGAUCACUGAGAAUCGAUUUGAGUACAUUACUGCCAUUUCUCUAAGCCAAGAAUUCGAAGCUCAAAAUUUUCGGAUCAAGUCGAACGUGAUCAUUCUCUCGGGACCUCUAAGUGCAAAUGAGACACCCAUUGGCUCUGAACAGAGACCAUAUAUCACCACUUCUAAAGAUGAAACACUUCACUCCGCCAUUUGGAAAGGAGACUACGGUUCGUUCCGGCGACUCCUUGAGCCACACUCUAUCAAAAGUCGGGAUCAGCUUGGUAGACUGCCACUUCACCUUGGAGCCGAGCGAGGACAUCAAAGAAUGGUCAAUGAUUUGCUUUACCAGAACGCUGACUCAACCGCACAAUGUCGUGAAGGGGAAACAGCCUUGCACCGAGCCGCAUGGUCAGGAUCUGCGCCUAUCGUGAAGCUCCUCAGGAGUGGCGAUAAUUUGAGGCUGAAGGACAGGCAUGGGGAUACUGCGCUGCACGUUGCUUCGCAGAUGGGGUAUGCUUAUGUAGUGAAGCUUCUCAUUACACGACGCACCCUCAAUGGUGGAAAUGUUGAUGGUUUGACCCCUCUCCAUUAUGCGACUAUGAAUGGCCACGUAGAAGUGGCAGAUUUACUGAAAGACGCCGACUUGAAAGCGAAAGACAAUCUUUUUGGCUGGACACCACUACAUUGCGCCGCCGAUCACGGGGACGAAGUCAUGGUCCAAAGGCUCAUAAGCCGAGGCGCAGACGUCAAUGCACGAGACGACAUUGUUGAAUGGAGACCCUUACAUUUUGCCUCGAUGAACGGCCAUAAGUUGGUCGUCAGCCUCCUAUUAGAAAAAGGUGCGGAUCCUGCGCCACUCGACAUCCAUGGGUGGACACCUUGGAGAUUCGCGAGAAUCAAUGAGCAUAAGGAGCUGCUGGAUCUCCUGCCUACGGAUGAUGCUGCUUGGUCUUUUCCAGAGGAGCCUUUUUGGACAUCGUUGCACUGCAAAGCAGUCAAUAAGCAGCCGGGAUUUACAAAAGGUCUAGCCCGAUACGAUGAGUCUUCUGAUCCAGGGUUUUACUUGGACAAUAUAUCUCUGCCCCUGGGUCCAUUGAAAUUUGCAGCGGAAGCAAACCUUGAGGUUGCAGUCCCACUAUUGCUUCGAGCGAAAAACCCCGGAGAGGAAGAAUUGAAGAAGUUAUUACAUUGGGCUGUUCGAAACAGCUGUAUGGCGCUUACGCGCACUCUGAUCGACUCUGGCGUUGACAAGGAGACUACUAACCAGCAUGGGAAAACCCCACUACACCGUGCCUCGAUGUCUGGUGACCAUGUCAUUGUGCAGCUCUUGCUCGAAGCGGGCGCAAAAAAAGAGGCUUUGGCCCCGUUCAGGACAAUGCCACUUCAUUUAGCUGCUUCAAAGGGAAACACGAGAGUGAUACGUCUUCUGAUUAACGAGGGGGCACCAAAAGAGGCUACUAAUGAGUCGGGUCAUACUCCGCUACACAUGGCGGUCAUUUCAGGAAAGGAGAGAGCAGUACGUCUGUUGGUUGAAGAGGGUGUGAACAAGGAAGCUACAGAUAGCAAAGAUAUGACUCCACUGUUCUCGGCCAUCAAGACAUACAACACGUGUAUUGCACGACUUUUUAUUGAAAAGGGUGCUAACAAAGAUACACGCAUUGUUAAGGAAGGAGUUACUCCACUAUGCUGGGCCGUCAAGCAAGGAGAUGAAGAGCUUGUGCAGUACCUAGUAAAUACUGGUGCCAACAAAGAGAUAUCCGACAGGAAAAGAAUGACACCCCUCUUGUUAGCCGCUUCACUUGGACAUGAAGCGAUAGUCGAAUUCCUGCUUGAUAAUGGCGCUGAUUUGGAGGCAUCUGAUUAUACUGGUCAUACCUCGUUACUGAUUGCGACAAAAAUUGGAAAUGAACCAAUUGUGAAAGCCUUGAUCUCAGCAGGUGCAUGGAAGGAAACCAAAGCACCAAGGGAAACCAAAAUACCAGAUGGAGUCAAAUCUGACGAAGUACCGGAACCCCCUUUCUCAUCCAUCGAAAUAUUCCCUAGGGACACCUACGACAUUGACUACGGCUGUCCUAACGUUCACGAUGGACCCGGCUAUUAUCUCCAGCCCCUAGACGUUCCCUAUGACUCAGAGUUUAGAGAAAGUGAUGACCCUAAGUUAUAUCGCGCAGGUGGACUCACACCAUUACACUGGGCCAUUAUCAAUGGCCAUGAAAGCAUGUUUCGUUUUCUACUUCAAAGCGGCGCUCACAUAGAGGCUCGUGAUUUGUAUAGAAUGACUCCACUUCUUUGGGCGGUGUCAAAGGAAAAUGAAGAAAUGGUACGGCUGUUGAUUCAGAAGGGGGCUAAAAUGGAAGUCGGCUCCUGGGACUCAAGAACGCCCCUUCACUGGGCCGUGUUCUGCGGAAAUUUAUCGAUCGUCCGCCUCCUACUCAACAUGGGUGCCGAGACAAAACGCAUUGACGAGAAAGGUUCUCUGGCAUGGCAUAUGAAGCCUUAUAAGAGUCUUCAGAGGUCAGAUCUCAAAGAAUUGAAACGGCUUUGUAAGCCUGACUUGAAAGCCCGGCUGGCCACUGGUGCAUUAAGGGGUAUUUCCAAACUCGAGAAUUUUGUUUAG